CGAGAGAGCGGUAACGGCCGAGGCUGCCCCCGCCGGCGGCACCCAUGGGAGGGUGUGUGGGCACUCACCACGACUCCUCGGGAAGCCUGAACGAGAACUCAGACGGGACCGGAGUGGCUUUAGGUCGUAACCAGCCCUUGAAGAAAGACAAGCCCAAAUGGAAAAGUGACUACCCUAUGACAGACGGACAGUUGCGGAGCAAACGGGAUGAAUUCUGGGAUACUGCGCCAGCAUUUGAAGGACGCAAAGAAAUUUGGGAUGCUUUAAAGGCAGCAGCACAUGCUUUUGAGAGUAACGAUCAUGAACUGGCCCAGGCAAUCAUUGAUGGUGCAAGUAUAACAUUACCACACGGUGCCCUUACAGAGUGCUACGACGAACUGGGAAACCGAUACCAGCUCCCUGUUUACUGCCUUGCUCCACCAAUCAAUAUGAUAGAAGAAAAAAGUGACACAGAGACUCUGGAUAUCCCCGAGCAACCCCCAAACUCUGGGCAUGAAUGCCAGCUACGGCUGCGCCUCUCCACAGGAAAGGACCUUAGGCUUAUGGUGCGCAGCACGGACACAGUGUAUCACAUGAAGCGGCGCCUCCACACAGUUGAAGGGGUGGAACCUGCCAGCCAGCGCUGGUUCUUUUCUGGCCGGCCACUGACAGACAAAAUGAGACUGGAGGAACUAAAGAUACCCAAAGACUUUGUAGUACAAGUUAUAGUGAGCCAGCCUGUUCCAAAUCCCACACCGGUAGAGAACUGAGCCGCCCUAGAUACCCACAGCAUUCUUUUAAUCCUUACUCCUUCCUUCAAUCACUCCUUGCUCUGUUUGUACGCAUACUGUAUCCUCCUCCCCCCCUCCCUUCUUUUUAUUUUUAAAGGUAAAAAAUGGUUCUAUAUCUUGAGCUGUCAGAGCGAUGCAAUGCAUUGCCAGGCCCUUGGGCAGCCAUAGGAUUUCAUAUUGGAUUUAGUGCACAUUUGACUACAGAAGGAAGAGCCGGGCCUUCCACUGAGGUCAUGGGGCAGGGGGGAACGUUGUGUUUCAUAAAACAGCAACUAAAGACUUUUUUAUCUGGAUAAAUGAUCUUUUUUAUCUUGUUGAACUGUAUGUUGAGCAUUUAGCAUUGCACUUUUAAAA
This is a messenger RNA of Xenopus tropicalis (tropical clawed frog), 1124 nucleotides long. RefSeq names its product ubiquitin domain containing 2 (gene ubtd2). The transcript has 3 exons. NCBI's taxonomy places the organism in Eukaryota, Metazoa, Chordata, Amphibia, Anura, Pipidae. The record is from RefSeq and is marked provisional. Bases 45 to 749 code for a protein of 234 amino acids.